AUUUUUUUUUGUUUUUACUUUUUCUUUUAUGAGGUAGUUCAUGAUAGAGUAGGCUCCUAUAUUUUAAAGUUGAAUUCAGCUGUGUGGGGAAUGAAUAAUUGCCCGGAGAUUUCGAUGCUUUGUUCUCACCGAAACAUCUUUCCACUCCCCUUGCUUGUCUCGCUCCUCCAAUGCUGAAAAUUCAUAGCUACUUCUUUUAAUUGAAACACACGUACACCCACUAAGCAAUUUUGUCUUCUACAGUUUGACCUUUGAAGAAUCUUUUAUCUAUCUCUUCAAGGUUUCACCCAUGAUGCUUGCGAGUUCUUGUUCUGUACCAAUUUCCUGCAAUCCGAGGCUAGCUUCGAGUUUUUUGCAAUCCAACCAACAUAGGUUGAUCAGCUGCCGGCUUCUCUUCAAGAAAGGUGGCAGAUUUCUUAGCAGAAGUCAACGAGUUUACUGCGAGUCUCAGACAAAUGAUGUGCAGAUCAGAAAAUUUGCUCCUGUUUUGGAAAGUGAAAUAGCAUCAGAAAAUGGGAUCUUACCAUCUAAUGACUGGAAAACAGUUCCUGAUAUUUGGAGGACUUCUGCUGAAAAAUUUGGUGAUCGUGUAGCAUUGGUGGAUCCGUAUCAUGAUCCUCCAACAAAUAUGACCUAUAAACAGCUAGAGCAAGAGAUCUUGAAUUUCUGUGAAGGCUUAAGGGUCAUAGGAUUGAAAGCAGAAGAAAAGAUCGCCCUGUUUGCUGAUAAUUCAUGCCGAUGGCUUGUUUCAGACCAAGGUAUUAUGGCCACUGGAGCAAUCAACGUUGUCAGAGGUACAAGGUCAUCUGUUGAAGAGCUUUUGCAGAUAUACAACCACUCUGAAAGUGUUGCUCUUGUGGUAGAUGAUCCUGAAAUGUGCAAUCGGAUUUCAGAGACCUUCGAAUCUCGAGCCACUGUAAGGUUUAUUGUUUUGCUAUGGGGAGAGAAGACAAACAUAAUCAAUGAAGCUGCACCAGAAGUUCCUAUUUAUAGUUAUAAGGAGAUAAUAAAUAUGGGUUGUGAAAGUCGUGAAGCUUUACAUCAUUCUGAAGAUGCUAGGAGAAAGUUCACUUAUGAAACUAUAAGGACUGAUGAUAUUGCUACACUUGUAUAUACAAGUGGGACAACUGGUAAUCCUAAAGGUGUUAUGCUUACGCACAAGAAUCUGCUGCACCAGAUUAAAAACUUAUGGGACAUUGUGCCAGCUGUUCCUGGGGAUAGAUUUCUGAGCAUGCUGCCGCCUUGGCAUGCAUAUGAACGAGCUUGUGAGUAUUUCAUAUUUACUCUUGGAAUUGAGCACGUAUAUACUACAGUCAAGAACCUAAGGGAUGAUUUGCGCCGAUACCAACCUCAUUAUGUUAUUUCUGUUCCCUUGGUAUAUGAAACACUUUACAGUGCGAUCCAGAAGCAGAUCAAAACUAGUUCAGCUGUUCGUAAACUUGUUGCUCUUUUAUUCUUAAAGAUCAGUUUCACAUACAUGGAGGCAAGAAGAAUUUAUGAGGGGAAAUGUCUGACCAGAAAUCUUGAACAACCUUCCCACAUUUCUGCAGUGUUUGACUGGUUAUGGGCAAGGAUCAUUGUUUUAAUAUUGUGGCCACUACAUAUAUUAGCAAAUAAAAUUGUCUAUAGCAAAAUUCAAUCCGCGGUUGGAAUUUCAAAGGCUGGUAUAAGUGGAGGCGGCAGCUUGCCCCCACAUGUUGACAGGUUCUUUGAGGCUAUUGGAGUAAAAGUUCAAAAUGGAUAUGGCCUAACAGAAUCAUCUCCUGUGGUAGCAGCUCGAAGACUAAACUGUAACGUUCUUGGUUCAAUCGGACAUCCUCUUAAGCAUACAGAAAUAGAAGUGUUUGAUCCUGAAACGGAUGUCGUUCUCCCUUAUGGAUCAAAAGGCAUUGUCAAAGUAAGGGGUCCGCAAGUGAUGAAGGGUUAUUACAAGAAUCCCUCCGCGACAAAAAAAGCUAUAGAUGAAGAUGGCUGGCUGAAUACUGGGGAUAUUGGCUGGAUCUGUCCUCCUCAUUCUAGAGGACGAAGUCGUCAAUCUGGUGGGGUUAUUGUUCUAGAAGGACGUGCAAAAGAUACAAUAGUCCUUUUGACAGGUGAGAAUGUGGAGCCGGCAGAGAUUGAAGAAGCUGCUCUUAGAAGUAGCCUUAUUCAACAGAUUGUCGUCAUUGGCCAGGAUCAACGACGACUUGGAGCUAUCAUUGUCCCAAACAAAGAAGAAAUCCUAUCACAAGCUAAAAGGUUGGCUAUGGUGGAACCUGAUGUUGCAAGAGCUUAGCAAGCAGAAACAGACUAUCUACUGCAUGAGGAGUUGAGAAAAUGGACCUCGGACUGUUCGUUUCAAGUUGGACCAAUCCUGGUGGUUGAUGAUCCUUUCACGAUUGAUAGUGGUUUAAUGACUCCUACCAUGAAAAUUCGAAGAGAUCGUGUCGUGUCUUUGUACCAAGAGCAGAUCGACAACUUGUACAAAGGAAUUGUCUAAUAGACGUUGGUUUUGUGUGUGUCUGUCUGUGUGAGAGAGAGAGAGAGAGAGAGAGAGAGAGACUUUAGCCUUCUGGUAGUUAGAAUUAAGAGGGAAGAAGAAUCCUAUACAUAAUCACAAGAAUUUGUAAGAAAUAAAAUUUAUUUUAUAUGUUUCUGCUGCAAAGUAUGUUUGCGAGUAUCAUAGUAAAGACUAUUUAUCCAGAAUAUAUGGAGUUGCUAAUAAAA
Salvia miltiorrhiza (redroot sage) is the source of this 2706-nucleotide messenger RNA. Its product is annotated as probable acyl-activating enzyme 16, chloroplastic. Gene Ontology annotation, cellular component: chloroplast. The transcript is spliced from 18 exons. Gene Ontology annotation, molecular function: long-chain fatty acid [acyl-carrier-protein] ligase activity. Gene Ontology annotation, biological process: fatty acid elongation. Lineage: Eukaryota; Viridiplantae; Streptophyta; Magnoliopsida; Lamiales; Lamiaceae. The coding region runs from base 290 to 2275 and encodes 661 amino acids. The record is from RefSeq and is a predicted model, not a curated record.